GCGGGCGGAGCGGGGAGGCGGCGCAGUCUGCGCGAUGGCGUUCCCGGGGCACCCAGGCGCCGGCGGCGGCUACUACUCGGGCGGGUAUGGGGGAGCUCCCGGAGGGCCUACGUUUCCCGGACAAACUCAGGAUCCGCUGUACGGUUACUUUGCGGCUGUAGCUGGACAGGAUGGGCAAAUAGAUGCUGAUGAAUUGCAGAGAUGCCUGACACAGUCGGGCAUCGCUGGAGGAUACAAACCUUUUAACCUGGAGACUUGCCGGCUUAUGGUUUCAAUGCUGGAUAGAGAUAUGUCAGGCACAAUGGGCUUCAAUGAAUUUAAAGAACUCUGGGCUGUCCUGAAUGGCUGGAGACAACACUUCAUCAGUUUUGACAGCGAUCGCAGUGGAACAGUGGAUCCCCAAGAACUGCAGAAGGCCCUGACAGCCAUGGGAUUUAGGCUGAGUCCCCAGGCUGUGAAUUCAAUUGCAAAACGAUACAGCACCAAUGGAAAGAUCACCUUCGAUGACUACAUCGCCUGCUGUGUCAAGCUUCGAGCUCUGACAGACAGCUUUCGAAGACGGGAUACUGCUCAGCAAGGUGUUGUGAAUUUCCCGUAUGAUGACGAGCAGCACUAGAUUUCUUUAGAAACUACAGCAACCACAGCAAGUUGAAAGCCCUAAUGAUGCCUCACUGUUUAAACAGAGAAGUUUAUUCCUUUCCACAGAUGACAUGUGGCCAGGGGAUCGCUUUCUAGCUGUGAGACCCCAGGGGAGGAUAUCACUUCCCGUCUAAAGAAAGACUGGCCAGCCGCACAGAGACCAGUCAGUCUGACCCAUCUGUUCCCUCGGGGCUCCCUGGUACCCACAC
This is a messenger RNA of Camelus dromedarius (Arabian camel), 848 nucleotides long. It is a transcript of the gene SRI, whose product is annotated as sorcin. The record is from RefSeq and is a predicted model, not a curated record. Gene Ontology annotation, molecular function: calcium ion binding. NCBI's taxonomy places the organism in Eukaryota, Metazoa, Chordata, Mammalia, Artiodactyla, Camelidae. Bases 35 to 616 code for a protein of 193 amino acids. The transcript is spliced from 8 exons.